Messenger RNA from Moesziomyces antarcticus, 2712 nucleotides. RefSeq lists its product as uncharacterized. The transcript has a single exon. Lineage: Eukaryota; Fungi; Basidiomycota; Ustilaginomycetes; Ustilaginales; Ustilaginaceae. Bases 1 to 2712 code for a protein of 903 amino acids. The record is from RefSeq and is a predicted model, not a curated record.
AUGUUACCCGCUGCCGGCGCCGACGGCCGUGGCUCCUAUCGCUCCCAGCGCCCCGUCUCAGACAAGGAGGAAGUCGCAAGGGCCGCUCUUCGUUCUCUAGCCGACCCCUCGACAGCACCACCAGCACCUCUUCCUCCUCCGAGCAACGACGCCGAUGUCGCACCGCCCACCUUCCCGGCAACGCGCCUUCCACCUCCGCUACCGUCCCAGUCCGCUACAACACAACAACAAGCUUCUUCUUCCGCAACCUCGUCUACACUCGCACAAUCCGCUCCCGCAUUCCGUUCGUCUCACGAUGACUACCGCCGUCCACGUCGCUCCCAAUAUUCGGACCACGCCAUGCCUCUUCCUUCCGCAUCGCACCACAUGCUGCGACACGUCAGCCUAGGAGACGAACUCUUCCAACGCAAUCCCAGCUCUUCCUCCUCUCCCUCAUCCUUCUUCAACGACCAACAAAUAUCCGCUUCUCCCGACUCUUCCCCGCGCCUCGAAGCUGCGCCAGUUCAAAUGCCCAGGCACACCCAUCUCCGACACAGCAUCCCUGCCUCUACACAAUCCUCGGCCUCGGCCCAUCUACACGAAGUCGCCCUUCGUCGCGCUUCCAUCGCCAUGGGCGUCGACAUCGAACAAGUCAGACACAUUGUCCAUCACGCCAUGGACGCCCCCCACCCACGCGAGCCCCUCUUUGUCCGCCAGGUCUUGGACGCUUAUCGACUCGAGUCCGAUCGCGCAUCCCAUCCGCACCCCGUGCGCGAAUCGUGGCAAGCCGAUCCACUUCGUUCCAACGCCCGCACUCACGCCGCCUACGCUUCCAGAUACGCAGACCCCGGCCCAGCCUCCCUUUCCGCCUACCCCGCCUAUCACGACGUCGCUCGCGCCGAUCCUGCAGCGUCCGGCUCGGCAACCGCUUCCAUGAUGCCCAUCUCCGAACACCGUCCCGAAUCACCUUCGCCCUUUGCCUACGACGCACAUCCAACAUCAUCGCAACCUUCUUCAGACAUGGCCGGUCCAGCUGCAAGCUACCCGCUCCAUCCACCCAGCCAUGCGCAUCUCGACGACGCAUCUCGCCAACAACGCGCCUUGGAAGAUGAGCGCAUCACCUCCCAUCGCUCGCGCUACCCGGCGUACCCUCAUCACCCGCCUCCUCUGCCCCAAACUCGCGCUCCCGAUCGCAGAGUUAGGUCCAUCGACGACUACCUAGAUGCGCCUCCCCAGCUCUACCCGCGCCGUCACCAACGCCGCGGAUCCAUGGCAGACUACACCGGCCGCACCGCCGUGCUCAGCUCCGAAUACGACGACGAACGCUACCGAGAUAGGCUCGCCCGCUCCACCGUCCGCCACUCCUUCCAUCCGUACGCCUCGCCCUCCAGCCGCUACCUUGGCGCUUCCGCAGACGCAAUCGGCAUCUCGCCCCAGCUUUCUCCCACCACGGCCGAUGCGCCGCGCCCGUAUCCGAUUCAUGACUACCGCUCGCCGCUUCUGCGUUCGCCUGCCGCCGAAACUUCCACUUCGGCCGCCGGAUCGGUCUCAGCUCUCACGCCGUCUCCCCUGCUUGGCGUUCCCGCCGGCAGCCUCGACAACCAUGCCGAUGCACCCACCUCGCUCCGCAGCGCCUCGGAAGAUACCGCGGCCGAAUCCACGCGAGCCGGCGUGGCCCGUCUGCAGAUCGAUGAUUCGGCCUCCAAGCCGCUUCUCCAGUCGUUCUCGGCACGCACAUCGCGCUCUUCGCUCGCAUCUCACUCGUCCGCAGAGCGCACCGUGCCCGGCACCGAUCUGUCACACUCGCAGAUCAUGCAGAAGCUCCAGAACAAGGUCAAGGGCAGGCUCGCCGCAAAGAAGAAGGCCGCCGCUGAGAGCGCCACCGCGCUCAGGUCCGGUGUUCACAAGGCUGCAAAGCCGAAGCGCGACGCCAAGCCCACCAGUGCCAAGCAAGACGCCUCUGCCUCUGCAGCAGACACGGUCAAGGCAGAAGCUUCAAAGAGCGGCAAGGUGUCCCGGGCCGGAUCAACCAAGCGCACCGCGUCGAGCAUCAGCACGUCCGACCGCGCCUCGUCCCCGCAGCUCAGCCGCCGCAGCGUCGAGAGCAGCAGCGCUGCCACCGCCGACACCUCGGCCACGCCCAGUGGCAAUCGCAUGCCCGCGCCCAAGGUGCGUCGCACCUCGGCCUCGAGCCAGCAAAAGCCAUCGACACCGCAGCCGCCUCGCCAGCCGAUCGCAGCGCAGUUGUCGCCGCGGCCGUCUUCCAACAAGCCCGAAUGGCUCCCGGACAAGGACCAGGACAAGACGCCGCCGGCUUCGAUCGAAGAGGCGCUGCAGGCGCUCGACUCCAAGGCGGCGUCCAAGUCGCCCGCGCCCAAGUCUCCGGCGGCCAAGUCUCCGGCGCCCACCUCGGCUUCGCCACCGGGCAAAAACCUGUCGCCUCCCACCUCGAUUUCGGCCGCGCUGCUCUCGCCUACCGAUUCACCCACGCCCACCGAGGCGGCAGCCAUGCAUGCGCGGCGCAUGUCCAGAUCGCCCCUGCCUCCCGGUGCGGAGGGCGCAGCGACCGUCGAGACGUCGUCUGGUCAAGCGCUGCCUGGCGAGCUGCCCGGUGCGGGUCAGAUGAACGCCUCCUCGGCCACCAAGCAGCAGACCUCCAAGGCGGGCAUCGAUUCGCUCAUCCAGUCCGCCCAGGCCAACGAUCCCACCGAAACCAACUCGGCCAUUGCGUAG